AUGGAGCAGUUUGAGAAACCGAAAUCACAAGCCGAGAAAGGAGCCUUCGAGAAGAUAAAGCUUUAUCUUUUGAAGAAGUCGUUGCCGUCCCCCACUGAGCGAAGCAAGUUUGAUCACGACUUCGCCAUCUCCACCUCCUUUCAUGGGGUUCACAAUAUUGUUCGGAACCAGAGCAAGAUCCGGAAGACCAUCUGGUUAGCCGUGGUGCUGGGCUCCGUGUCACUGCUGGUGUGGCAGGUCUACAGUCGCUUGGUCAACUACUUCACGUGGCCCACGACCACGGCUAUAGAGGUGCAGUACGUGGAAAAGAUUGAGUUUCCUGCUGUGACAUUCUGCAAUUUGAACAGGUUUAAAACAGAAGCUGUAGCCAGAUUCAGCAUCAUUUUCUUCCUGUGGGACGUUGUGUCCAAGGUCCUCCAUGCUCAGGAAAUCAAUGCCAACUCCACCAGCUCUCACCAGGCUGCUGUCUUUGUUGCGACUCACCAGGAUUUCAGCAUUAAAGAGUUUGUGAAGAACAACGGGUUCUAUCUCAACAGACGCACGCUGCUGUCUUGUGACUUCUUUGGAAUGCCGUGCGGCCCGGAGGAUUUUAAACACAUCAUCACUGAAUAUGGAAACUGCUUUACUUUUAAUCAUGGUGAAAAUAUGCAAGCAAAGAAGAAAGUGAGUGUGUCUGGGAGAGGCUUGAACUUGGUCUUCGACGUCCGCCAGGAGGAAUUUACGGACAGCCCAGCCCUUGGCUUUGCUGAUGCAGGGAUCGUCUUUGCCAUCCACUCACCUAAAAAGGAGCCACAGUUCGACGGCUUGGGCUUGUCCUCACCGGUGGGGAUGCACGCCAGGGUGACAAUCCGCCAGCUGAAGACGGUUCACCAGGAGCACCCCUGGGGCGAGUGCCGGCCUGACGUCAAGUUGCGCAGUUUCCGCAGCUACAGCACCUUCGGCUGCUUGAAGGAGUGCAGGGCGUGGCACAUAGAGCGGCUGUGCCGGUGCCUGCCCUUCAUGCUUCCAGGAAAUGGGAUAGAAUGUGACCUACAAAGAUACUACAACUGUGUCUCUCCCGUCAUAGACCACAUAGAGCUGAAGGGACUGUGCACCAUGGGAACACACAACUCCAGCUGCCCUGUGUCCUGCGAGGACACCGAGUACCCGGCUGCCAUUUCUUACUCCACCUUUCCAAGACAGAACGCUCUGAAGCAUCUUUCCAAGAAGAUGAAUAAAAGCGAAGACUAUAUCAGAGAGAAUCUAGUGAACAUUGAAAUAAACUACAGUGAACUGAACUAUAAGAUAACCCAGCAGCAAAAAGCAGUCAGCGUGCCAGAGUUACUAGCAGAUGUCGGAGGCCAGCUGGGCCUGUUCUGUGGAGCCAGCCUGAUCACAAUUAUUGAAAUUAUUGAGUACAUAGUCACCAACUUCUACUGGCUCUGCAUUUUCUUUUUGCUGAAGAUACCUGAAGCGAUGCAGCGGAUUGCGCCCUCUCAGAAGCGGCCUGCGAAUAAAAAUAAGAUAGAAGAAUGCUGA
Molecule: messenger RNA, 1518 nt
Organism: Octodon degus (degu)
Lineage: Eukaryota; Metazoa; Chordata; Mammalia; Rodentia; Octodontidae
Gene: Asic5
Product: acid sensing ion channel subunit family member 5
Exons: 10
Coding region: 1-1518 (505 amino acids)
Biological process (GO): sodium ion transmembrane transport
Cellular component (GO): membrane
Molecular function (GO): ligand-gated sodium channel activity
Source: RefSeq, a predicted model, not a curated record